AAAGAGGAUUACAUCUUCAGGCAGCUUAGCUUGGUUACCUCACAUUAAGAACAAGGUUAAGGAGCUCUUUUGUCUCCAGCAGCCAUUUGUUUGCCCAUUGUGGAGCUCAGAAGGACUGUACUAAUGAACUGAAAAAGAAAUUCAGCAACUUGUAGAACAGUGGAACUAGAUGCUAAAAAUGCUUCUUUAUUGGUGAAACCAAUGCAUUUUGGCCCAUAGCCUUCAUCUCACACAAGGGAUAAUGGAGGGGAUGUUAGGUGUCGAUGUGUUGAUGUACCCUGAUGGACUGAUAAUUGCUACUCCAGAGGAUAUUAGGCAAUGGGAGCUGGAGAGCGCCAACCAGGUUCCUCAAGAACCCACUGUCCGGCUCUUUGUGGCACUUUUCCCAUACAACCCUGCUGCGAUGUCCCCAAACCCUGAGACUGCCGCGGAGGAGCUUCCAUUUGUGCCAGGUCAGAUCAUCAAGGUGUUUGGAGAUAAAGACGAUGAUGGUUUCUAUCACGGGGAGUCUGGUGGCCUCUCUGGCGUCGUACCUAGUAAUAUGGUGUCUGAGAUCCCAGUGGAGGAUGACUACCUCAAGCAUCAACUUAUACAGCAGGGUUUCCUGCCAGUCGACCACACAUGCACAGAUCCCAGUGAGGAAUCCAGCGUGCUGGAUGACUUGGUUGUGCGAAGAAUGGUAGCCAUCUUUGAGUAUGAUCCUUGGGAAAGUUCCCCGAACAUGGAUAGCGAUGCUGAGCUUGCGUUUCGAGCAGGGGACAUAAUAUAUGUGUUUGGUGAUAUGGAUGAAGAUGGAUUCUACUAUGGGGACCUUCAUGGCCUGAGAGGUCUGGUGCCAUCCAACUAUCUGGAACCAUUACCAUGGGAAUAGAAUAAGCAAGGAGCAUUGCUUAGGUGAAAUUAUGCCAAGAAUCUGAAUCAUGUUCUAAGGGUAUCUGAGGGGAUCUUGUUUUACUGUGUCAAAGAUAAAGAUUGUCAUAUUUUUUCUUCUGCAUGAAUGGUUGUGGAUGCAUAAAGUUCCUCCAGGAUUUUUAACAAGCAUGGAUUAGGGUUGCAUGAGGUGUGUACAGAACAUCAUGCACAAUAAUCUCUUGACAGAUGUGGUUCUAUCCAGUGAAUCUUGUGAAUUCUAUACCUUUUUGUUGGACGUUUUAGUUACUGUAAGAUUGGCCAAAAUAAUAGAUACAUAAUAAUUUACGUUUGUCAACAAGGGUAUUGUAGCCUUAAAAGUAUUAUUGCUUCACUGACAAGAAUGUAUGCUGUUGUUAGGUCAACAACUGCCUUAUUUUAUCAUUCGCUUUAGAUAUGACCCAUGCACAUUUUCUAGUGAGAGCUGUGAGGAAUUCCUCCUGAAAGAGAAUAUUGUGUCUCUGGUAGAAAUAUUUAUAUAAAAUAGACUUUUGUAUGAUGUACAGUUUUUUAAUGACCAACAGAGAUUUUGUCAGGGCACAGAGCACAUGGAAUGAAGACUUGAAUGCAGAAUUUAUCAGUAAUACUAAAUAUUUAUUGUCUGAAAUUUUUUUUUUCUUCUUGUUCCUCUGUCCUCUUGUUAGCAGGUUUAAAAUUACAGAUUUUGCAUUGUAUUGAAAUCAGAUGCUGAACACUAAAAUAUUCCUAACUUCAUAACCACUUUUACAGCAAGUGAUGAUCCUACAAAUUUCUAGAUUUGUAGAAUUACCAUAAACCAUGAAAAGUGACAAUAUUAUUCACCUAUUUUCAGUAGUACAAUAUUCCAAACAAAUGUACAUUCAUUUGAGAAACAUGAUCGACUACUUCACUAGAAAUGAACAUUAGGAGACUGCAAUUCUAGUAAAAAAGUAAAAUACAA
Esox lucius (northern pike) is the source of this 1828-nucleotide messenger RNA. RefSeq names its product RIMS-binding protein 2. The record is from RefSeq and is a predicted model, not a curated record. The transcript has 5 exons. Bases 242 to 871 code for a protein of 209 amino acids. Gene Ontology annotation, molecular function: protein binding. Lineage: Eukaryota; Metazoa; Chordata; Actinopteri; Esociformes; Esocidae. Gene Ontology annotation, biological process: neuromuscular synaptic transmission.